Ruditapes philippinarum (Manila clam) is the source of this 828-nucleotide messenger RNA. RefSeq names its product probable inactive protein kinase DDB_G0270444. NCBI's taxonomy places the organism in Eukaryota, Metazoa, Mollusca, Bivalvia, Venerida, Veneridae. The record is from RefSeq and is a predicted model, not a curated record. The transcript has 2 exons. The coding region runs from base 64 to 759 and encodes 231 amino acids.
AUAUGAAAUAUAAAACUUAGACAUUGAAAGAGGAGGAAAGUCGGAUAAAGUUCAGACCCAGAAAUGGAAGAGGAUUUUAGCACAAUAAUUAUCAAGGUGGAACCAGAAGAUGACUAUGAAAACAACCCAGAGCAUCCUAUUCCUACAAGUGAAGAUGCAGAAAAAGUGGUUGAAAGUUUACUGCAUGAUGCAGAGUGUGAAGAGAUGAAUCUUGACAGGGCUGGCCUCAGAAAUAUCAUUGCCGGUAUUGAAGGAGUUGACGAUCUGAAUAUUAGUGAACUGGAAGAUGAUCUGGAUAUUAGUGAAAUGGAAGCUGCAGAUCUUAAAAUGGAAAUACAGGAUGAUAUAGAUCUAAUUGAGAGAGACGAGUAUAGAAAUAGUACUGGAGGUGAUAUUGAGAAUGAACUUAAAAUGGAGAUCCAAGAUGAUAUAGAAAUGAUUGAAAGAAACGAAUUUGAUGAUAGCGAUUUAGAUGAAAUUGCUAAUGGAUUAGGUGCAGAAGUUACUGAUAUAAAUGAAAGUGGUAUUGUUGAACUAGUUGAAAAGGAUGUUUUACAGCUAACUAGAAAUAAACCUGAGACAAAAACUAAAAGUAAGGAAGUUGAGAAUACAGUUCAAGUAAGUAAAGGGAUGCAUGUGCAACAGAGAGAUAAUGGUGGAGAUAACAAUAAUGGUGUUGCGAGUACUUCUAAUGGUGUUUUAUGCCAAGAACACUGCAAGUCCAUCCGAAAUAUCAUCAUACUUUUGUGUGCUGUGUGAGGAGUCUUUGAUGGGACUUAGUGCUGCAAGGAGUCAUCUGCUGAACCAUCUCAAUACAAAAAACUACAA